Trichomycterus rosablanca is the source of this 1503-nucleotide messenger RNA. RefSeq lists its product as uncharacterized. The transcript is spliced from 4 exons. The coding region runs from base 1 to 1503 and encodes 500 amino acids. NCBI's taxonomy places the organism in Eukaryota, Metazoa, Chordata, Actinopteri, Siluriformes, Trichomycteridae. The record is from RefSeq and is a predicted model, not a curated record.
AUGAGGCGUCCAAGCGACAGCGCUGAGCGGACCACGUUAUGGACUUUUUCCAUAAGUGAUGGACUCCAGCUGCACAUUUCAGACCCGGAGACGGUGUCGGGUCAAAAGGUGCAGAGAAAAUACGACUUCAGGUUACUGACGUCUAUUGGAAGCACCACGUCUCGGAGGAAAGGACUCACAGGAUCAGAAAACCAGGACGUUUUUACCGAAACUGAUCCACUUAUAGCAUGUGGAAAGCAGUGCGUCCUGUCCCUGAGACCCGACCCGACUGACCAUGCCUACAACAAACCUGACAACGAGAAACCAAAAGACGAUGAGCUGAACGAGACCGAAAAGAGCUCUGAGAAGACGAUCCCGGGUGAACAGAGAGUGUGGAACGAUAUAAAGACAGGACAGGAGGUGCAGAGAUCGACAACUCGACCCUCCACAGCACCUGCGUACACCCGGUCAGCACCGACUGAAGUAACUCAGCCCCCAGAAACCUCACUGGUCCGGAGAACGAGCCACCAUGAUCCUCCAGACGACGGCACUGCUGGAAAUCAUGUUCUUCACCUCUAUCUGCCAGGAAACCAGCUGUGUGAUCGAGCACAAAACAGACCAGAACAAAAGGACACGAGGGGGGAAAUGCACCAGAGGAUGGACGUCAAAGUGGACGGAGAGGAUACGAUCCCGACUGAAGCACGGCAUGACGUCAACGAGACUGAAGAGCGCAGCACAGGAAAAGAAGAAGAUCUUAAAACACAAAGUGACACGACUGGAGACACCAGAGAAUCUAAACAGGACACGAGGACUGAAGAAAAACAGAACGAGCCACAAGUGGGUGGUCAGAGCUUGAUUAAAUUACCGGAGGAUGAGAAUUCACAAGACAAGAUCAUUCAGGAACCAAGCGAGGAACGUAUCACUUCACACCAGGAAAAACAUCAAACAUAUAGGAACAGCAAGACGUCCGAUGGGAUGGUUAAUAUCAAAACUCACUCACGCAGCUGUGACAACACUUCCAUCCAAACUAAAGCUAAAUUCUCAAGUACAAACCAGCAGGAAUCAGGAAAACAAGAGAACGUUACAUCUAAAAGACCAAAAUCUGAAGCCUCUCAAAUCAACACGCCGACCCAGAGAAGGCAAACUCUCACAGCGUCUGCUUUACUGUUCCCCUGCAAGUACAAAAACACGCCCUCCUCGCCCUCUCCGUGUGUCCUGCCAUCUUUUUACGGCUCCUCGUUUGGCGUCAGAACCCCUCGUACCCCUGAGCGCCACCGAGUUAAACUACGACCCACCAGAGUCGGGUCUGACAACACAGCUUUAAAACCCAUGACUGAAUCCCCCCCGUGCUCGGAGCGUGGAGCGAGAGGAUCACGCCCCGAAAUAAUGAGCCACGAGAGGGGGUCUGUGUCUCGUAAAACGAAAACCACCAAGACGUUCGUUUGGGGGCCUGAGGGGCUCCAGGAGACGAAGUGUGUGUGUGAGCUGCGUGCUCGUAUGAACAGGUGUCGGGGAUCAGACUGA